Molecule: messenger RNA, 2607 nt
Organism: Didymodactylos carnosus
Lineage: Eukaryota; Metazoa; Rotifera; Eurotatoria; Philodinida; Philodinidae
Source: the annotation of a GenBank genome assembly
CUCUCAUGCCAUUAGAAAGAGGAUCAUGAAAAACCUAUAAAAAAAUGGUUCAUGAAAUUUUAGUUCACUCAUAAAGCUAAAGUCCGCCUGCUCUAGCAAAAAAUGCCCACUGUGAACCACUAUCUGGAUAUACGCCUGACAGAGAAAAUAAAGAAAGAUUUAUUAUGAUAACUAUUCCUAUUCUUAACCCUUUACCCCCGGAGAGCAUUUUUUCAAAGAUCCAAGAAAGAUGACUACUAAAGUGGAGUUUUUGAGUGCUCACUAUACCCAUUCGAUACUUAAAAUAAAAUGAAGUUGCCUAGGUGACAGAAUAUAAAAUGUCCACAGGUGUGGAUAUUAGAGAGAAACAAUGUGAAAAACACAAUUUUUUUCUUUGUGUUAUCCGAUACUGAUUCUGUCAAAAUUCAACAUUUUGAGAAAAAAAGGUCAUAUUCGGAAUCAUGAUCAAAAACUGGAUCGAAUGACAUGGGUCUCAGUGUUUUGGGGAAUAUUUUGAGUUUGAGUGAAAAUUUUAGUUUUGAAUUUUUGAAAAAAACGAAAAACUUCGAGGUCAUGCAAAACUCCUGGCAUCCAUGUCAUUCAACGCAGUUCUUGCCCCUGAAUCUGACUAUGACCUUGUUUUUGUCGAAAUGUUGAAUUUUGACCAAGAAGAUGGCAAAGCACAGAUCCAAUUUUAGAGUUUUUCAUGCUAAAUUCAUAAAAAUUGAAUUUUUCGACAACCAAGUAAAAUUUUUCAAAAUCGGCAAAUACUUUUUUUCUCAUGAGUAUAUAAGUUAGAAUAAAGUAUGAAAGAGAAUUUUAUCUUCCGAACUAGAUAGGCUUGCAUGAUUAGCCAGCGGGUCUUUUACCAUCCUGCUCGUCAUCAACAGUUCUCAAAGUCAAUUUCAGUUUCAAAAUUUCCAAAAUCCGUUUUCUAGACCCAGUUUUUGAUGGAGAGUAAGAAAAAAUUAUUUUGGAAUUUUUGAAAAUAGAAUGAAUGGUUGAAUUUUGAGUUUUAUUCAAAAUUUUGCCUAUUUUCACAUAUUUUUGAAAAAUUGAUAUUUAAAAUUUUUUCAACGAAAAAUAUGUUCCAAAAUUGUGGUAUUCAGUUUUUCUAUGCAACUCGAUAUACUCUAUCUAUCUAUGACAAAAAGACGAAAACUAAAAUUUUGCGUCUUACAAGAAAAGAAGAGAAUAAAAGAAUGUGUACAUGUUUAAAAAUUAGUACUUUCUAUGUCACUCCCUUCUAUUGUCCACAGGUAUGGAUAUUUGAGUACUGGACACGGUGCAUGAAGACACCUUCACAGAAAAUUUCUUUUCUUGUGUAAUUGUAGAAAGAAUCCUUGUAGCAAUAGUUAUCUAUCACUACUUCUGAAAAUCCUUGUAUUGCUAAAGCUAUGGGAAAAGCUUUUAAAAAAAUUCAAAAUUUGAAACUCUUUAAUUUCAGAAGUUAAUUAUCUCAGUCAAGAUCCAUACAAAAAAGUUUCUUUUUUACCAAUCGAAAGCUUAUGAAGUCUCCAAGGUUGGAAUAAGAUCCGGUUCUGAUAUGAUGCUUCGUUAUUUUUGUAUAUCGAUUUUGUCUAUGUCCACGCGUGUGGACAUCUGAGGGUAAACGGUUAACUACUUGUAUCCUAUCAUUUAUAAGACAAAAUGAGACGGAUGCAUAUCACACAUACACAUAGAUUGUGUUUUGACUUCAUUAGUUAUAUUUCGAUUAUUUUCUACUAGAAUAAGUUCUUGUCUUAUUACAUUCUUUUUCUUUUUCACAGAAAGACACGAGUACUUCAUGUCUUCAAAGGAAACAGCAGCAGAAUAGUGCUAUUUUGUGUAUAUUAACUAUUUUGUUUUUGUGAUAAAAAAGAAUCAUGCUCACAAUUUCUGCCGAACCUAUGGACAGUAUACCACGUUCCGCGUAUUUCAUUGACGCACUCAAACAGAACAACAGUGAUAAAAAUCACCUAUCACAAUUGUAUGAUGACGCAUUACAUGUUACAAUUAAACAAUUUGCUUUAACCCAUUCACCAGUCAUUAGUGAUGGUGAACGGUGAACAAAGAAAAUCAAGUUUUUUCACGUAUCCACUUCAAGAAUCCAUACAAGUGACAGCUGGUGGUAUUGUUAUCCAAUUUGUUGAUGUUCACACGUGACACUUACCAAAACUUGUUCAUGAAGGCCAAUUUCAAUAUCAAACAUAUGCUGAUGAAUAUUUGACACGAGCGAAACAACUAACUAAAUUAUAGAUCAAACAAGCGGUGAUCGCUGUUUCGGCAUUGAUUCUAUUGUAUCCAUAAGAAGAACUGCUUCAGAAUUAUAGUCGUGAACAGUUUCUCAAUGAUUUAGUAAAUGAAGCUGGAGCAGAUAUUAGACAAUGUCUAGAAAACGGUGCACAUAAUGUUCAAAUUGGUUUCACAGAAGGACGUUUAUCACUUAAAUUAGAUCGAAGUAGCAAAUUGUUGAAAUCAUUUAUCGAUUUAGAUAAUCGUGUGUUGGAACGUUUUACCGCUGAAGAACAACAAAAAUUAGGUGUUCAUUCAUGUUCGAGUGGUGAACAAAGUUCAAAACAUAGCGCUGAUGUAGACUAUGCGCGGUUAUUACCUGUGUUAUUUGAAUUAAACGUUGGCAAUUUCUAG